Messenger RNA from Brassica rapa (field mustard), 12417 nucleotides. Its product is annotated as NAC domain-containing protein 30. Lineage: Eukaryota; Viridiplantae; Streptophyta; Magnoliopsida; Brassicales; Brassicaceae. Gene Ontology annotation, biological process: regulation of DNA-templated transcription. The record is from RefSeq and is a predicted model, not a curated record. Gene Ontology annotation, molecular function: DNA binding.
GGGUGGGGGGUGGGGUACGAAGGAUUCUUUCUAGAAUGAAUAUAUACAAACAUACAUACACACAUAUAUAUAUAUAUAUAUACUAUUCUUCCUUCAAACAAUGACACAUUUAUUAUAAAAGUGACUUUUGCUGUAUUUUGAAAAGGACUGGCCGGUCACUGUGACUCGUUCUUCUAACUGGUUUAGGGUUGUAUUAAAAACCAUAUUUGAGUUAAACAGGCAAAUCCGGUCAAAAACCAGACAAACUCGUUAAAACCGGUGACCAUGAUAUUAAAAUCCGGUUUUCUCAAAUUCAAGUAAAAAAAAUUAAAAUUUUUAAAAAUCUUUUUGUUUUUAAUAUUUAUUUAAAUAAACUAGUUUUCACUAUACUUUUAUAUUAUUUGAAGUUUUCAUUUAUUUUCAUAUCAUUUUUAGAUUCUAACAGUGUUGUAAAAUUUUAUAAAAAAUAAUUUUAUAGUUAUACAUAUAUAUAUAUAUAUAUUUACUUAAUUUAAAAUCAAAUUAAAAUCUAAAAUCUGGCUGAAUAGGUUGAACCACCAUUGAUCUAACUAUAGUUUCGAGUCAAUGUCUAGUCUGGUUUUCAAAAAAAUGGUUUUUGUUCUUGAAUAAAUUUAACGUUCAUCCAAAAGAAAGUUAUACCGUUAAAACUUAGCGUAUAGAUAGAAACACAAUGAUUUAUUGGUGGAUCCUCUAUCAUUAACUUUUUCGUAUCUUUUAAGACCUGUGAAUAAUUGGUAAGUUGUUAAAUAACAGACCAGAAUAGUUAAGAAGUUUACUUGCUUGCAAACUACCCGCAUGAACUUACACCACUCCUGAUCACAACCAUUGUCACAGUAAAGAAUAUUUUUUUAAGGUACAGAUUACAGUAAAAUAUAAAUAUAUAAUUCGAUGCUUAAAGUUAUCAUUAAAACUUAGCAAGAAAAUAUAGAUAAAACACAAUGAUUUAUUGGUGGAUUCUCUAUCAUUAACUUUUUGGUAUCUUUAAGACCUGUGAAUAAUUACUAAGUUAUUAAAUCACAGAAACAAAAUAAUUAUUAAGUUUGGCUUGCAUGCAAAAUACCCGUAUAAAAAACUCACACCACUAAAAUUGCAGUUAGCGUAAUUCAAGAACAAAGGUAUCAAUCAUACAUUGCCACCAAGGGUCCCUCAUGGCUUCAACUCCUACUGGAAUAAAAAGCUGGGACUACGGUUUAGGUGGCUUGAAAGUUCGUCACAAUUAACCCAAGAAUCAUGUUAUGGUUAGACGAUUCUUGCUCUUUUUUGGUGUUUUUGUUGCUCUCGUGAGCUCUUUAUACCACCUACUGGUGGAUUGUGAUAGAUAUCGUGUGUCACCAAACAUUUGUGUGUGCUUGAUCAACUGAAUUACCAGUGUUAAAGAAAAACUCACACCACUAAAUUAUUAUACAAAACAUGAUUUUUGUUAUAAAAUUUCGACGAAACGGAACCAGACCAGCAAGAAAUAUGCUUACACAAUCUAUAAAGAUCUACCGCUAUACCAAGUGUCCUGACGUCAAAAAUGUCAUGACAAUAAUAUUAUAUUUUGGUGAAAUUUCAAGGACGGAUCUAGAAUGAUUUUUAACUGGGAACACAAACAAAAGGAAGAAAAAAUAAACAGGCGUAUUUAACUAUUUAUUCAUUUUUCAUUAAACUAGAGAUAUUUAAUCAAAUUAACUCAAGUUAUUUUAAAACAUUUGGAUUCGUAUUUCAAGUGAAUUUUCUAUAUAAUUUAAUUUUUAAAGACAUGUUUUGAAAAGGUUUGAAUUUUUGCCUAUGUAUUAUUUUAUACCUAAAUAAGUAGUGUAAACACUGAAUUAUAAGUAAUACUCCAUUCAUUUCAAAAAGAUAUAUAUUUAAGAUUUUUCACACAUAUUAAAAAAUACAUUAAAACUUGAUUUUAAUUGCAUUGCUUUUUGUGAAUAACAAUUUUCUAUAAUUUUUAGUCAAUAGAAAUCUAACUAGAUUUUGACCCGCGCUUAGAAAGCGCGGGUUUAUUUUUUAAAUUUAAUCAUUUUUAAUAUAAAUUUUUAUAUAAGAUAGUUUAUAAGUUUGGUCAUAUUAUUCGGAACCGAACAAUCAACCCGUACCAAAUUGAAAAAAUGAAACCAAACUUGAACCAAAAUUUAUAAAUAACCGAACAUAUCAUAUAUAUCUAGAACCAAGAUAAAUAGAUACAUGAAUUUUUAAAAUACAAAUUAUAUACCUACAAAUAUUAAUUAUAUUUAAUUUCUAAAUCACCAAAUAUCUUAAAUAUACUAUUUAUAAGCUGAAUUAUCCAAUAAAAACAAAUUACUCAAACAUUUUUUUCAAAUAUUAAAAAAAAUAUCUUAAUAAGUCCUCAACAUUCAGUCUAAUUUUCCACUAAAAGGAACCAAAACACCAAUAAGUGGUAUCCACAGUCAAACCAAUUAAACGCAGUCACCAUAUAUAAUCUAGUUGCAAUUUAUUAAAAAUCCAUUAUUUAAAAUCUUUUAAAAUCUAAAACCCAUAUUAACUCGUGAAUCUAUACCAGAUGACAUGGUAAAAAUCUAAAAUAACAUGAUAUUAUUUUUCAAAAUUUGAUUAAAUUUCUCAUAUAAAUUUUACUAAGAUAUAAAAUUGAAUAAACUACAUUUUUUAUGUUAUACAUUCUAGUUUAUAGGUUUUAUAAUGACUAUAUUAAGAUUAAAUUUUUGAGUUUUAGAAAUAAAACUAUUAUUAAGUUGAGUAUAGUUGAGUUACCUAUAAAUGUUAAAAAUAAAUAAUAUAUUUUAUUUAAACAUAAAAAAAUAUUCUAAAAUGCUAUAAUUUCCUGAGAAAAUAUUUAUACAAAACCCUUUCUACUAAUAAACCCAGUUGUAAAAGAUUUUUAUCACAAAAAUAACCUAGGAAGGUUUUCAAAGAAAAAUCUAUAAUUUUGAAAUAUAAUUAAGCUUGUUGUUGUACUGUGAAGUAUUUCUCUAAUCGUAAUUGGAAUUUAAUAUGUUUUGACCGUCGAAUGGUAUCAUGUUUUUAACUUUCUGUUUACUUUAUGGUAUCAUGGUAUUGUUCAGACUUUAAUUACCAAUAAAUCCAAAUGAUUUUAUAGUAACUGCUUUUGUUAAAGAAAAAUGAUUGUUGGUUGUAUGAUUAUUAAACCAGUUAUAAAAUAAUCUAUUUUUUAAUAGGUCUAGUGGCACAAAAGUAAUAUUCCAAGGAAAAAUAUGAGUAAAAUAUAUCAAUGAUUUUAAAUUAAUAAUAUUGAUGUAUAAAUCUUUGGUGUAUUAUAGUAAGUUGAGUAUUAAAUAAGAGCAUUGUUAUUUUAUAGUUAAAGAAAUAUAAGAUAAUUGAUUAGUGUAUAGUUAGAGAAAUAUAAGGUGAGACCAAAAAAAUAGUUAAGUUUAGUGAAUAGAUCCAACAACCUUUCAUAAGUAGAUUUUUUGAGACUCCUUCCAUUUUAAUAGUAUAGAUAAAUAUCAUUAACUUUUUUGAAAUUUAUAAUUUUUCUUUAAAUAAUAUAUUGAAAAAGUAAAAAAAAUGUAUCUUUUUGAAGCAAUUUCUUUUCUAGAAUGUGGAUCUUUAUGAAAUGGAGGGAGUAAUAUUUUCUCCUACCAAAAAAAAAUCUCAUAUGUAAUUUUAGCCAUUUCAUGUAAAGUAAUGUUUUUCUUUUAUAAUACAAAAAGGUAAAUUGAAUAAACGUAUAGAGGGCUCUUUCUAGAUAGAGGUCGUUGUCAAAGUUCAGUUAGGAUCGAAUCCAGGACAAGAUCCUAAGCUAAUUCUUUCAGCCAAAGCAAAUCAUUUUCUUUCUUUUUCAGGAAACUUUCUUUUUAUUAUUUAUCUUAAAUAAUAGAUAUCACAAAAUGUCAUAUUUAACCUUUCAAACAGUCUCUUAAAGCUUAUAUUUUUUUUUUGUAACAUCUUAGACCAUCCGCAUCAAAGUAUCAAUAGGAAAAUUCACACGAUUAUCGAGAAAAAAAAAUAUUAAAAUAAUCAGAUUUUAAUGAAUCCGGCUCGUACAAGUUCGUCGGAGUGAUACCGUCUCGUUACUGUUCUGCGGGCUCCACGACACGUGGUGGCCCGCGAUAAGUUCGUUUAUAUAUAUAUAUAUAAUUAUUUUUUUUAAAGUCAAACGAAAAAAAAUUAAAAUAAUAAAAAAAAACAUUGGAAAUCGGGAAUCAUCAGUUCGCUGCUGCUCAUGCUCUUAAAGCUCGUAUUUGCUGCAUUGUUCAAUAGAUAUUUGUCGAUAUUCAAGGCGUUGAACCAUACUUGUAUUCAGGCGUGAUACAAAUUCUCGAUCGAAUAUUUGUUGAUAUAUUAGGCAUCGCUCCAUAGUUGAAUUCAGGUAGUUGGCAAUAAACAAUUGCAUAGUAAAUUAGUAAUUAAAUAGUGAUGUUCAAAUAAAAGAGUUGGGAACUUGAUGCAUUUACCAUCAUAUCUUGUUGAUUCCCUCAAAUCUCAUAUAUAAUACUAUUAUAUUACGUGACUAUAAUCUGCAAAGUCCGACCAAUGGAAAAAAGCUGUAUGUGGCCAUACUUUUAUAGGCCAGUAUAUUUGUAUGUUGGGAGUUUGAUGAGCAGUCCAAUAGAAAUGCACUACAAUGAAAAAAAAAAGGUGAAUGGUCAGUAGAUCACAUCAGAUUAACGUAAUGAUUUAAUCAGAUUAAGUUCAUGAUUUACAUUUUUGAUUAAGUUACGCACCCAUUUAGACGAACAUUUCUCCUUAUAACAUUAAAAAAAAUUAACCAACUAGAUAGGUGCUAACAACUUAUUCAUACCCAUUUAGUCUGUCUAGCUCCGUUCACAAAGAUGUUUCUCUUAAAAGACAAUUCUUAAAAUAAAAUCACUUGACCAAAACUGAGGCAUUCCUUCUAUUGUCUGACUACGGGAUAAAAUUUUCUUAGGAUCAAGGAUUUCCUUAAAUUCUAUAUCAGAUUUUUUUUGUAAAGAACGACCUUGUAGUCUUUGGACCAAUAUAUCAAAAUUUUCAAGAUACUGGCGUGAUUUUUUUUUUUUGGGUGUAAUACUGGCGUGAUAUUGCAAACCUUUUAAGUCGUGGACGGUAAAGUGGCAGCCUCCAAAAGACUCUGCGUCUAAUCUAAUGUAUCAAUUACUUUUGUUCUCAUGCUUUAAGCAUUUUACUUAAUAGUAAAUUAAUAAAUUUCGUGAGGUAUUAAACCGGCCAGCCAAUAGUUACAAUGUGAUCAUCGACCAAUUUACAUGGCGUCACUAUCAUCUACAGUUAACUUUUGGUGGAUUAAAAAAUACUUAAGAUAAAAAAAAAAAGAAUUUGUACUUCGUACACACCAAAUCUUCUCUAUUUGUAUUUCAUACCCUAUUUCUUUUUAAUUUUAUUUCCCCCAUCAUUACCAUUUUCCCUCUAUUCUAUGGUAUCUCACAUUUUUCAGUAUAUUGAGCUAAUUUGCUCCAAAAAGAAUUAACCAAGAACAUCUCUAAUGAUAUUCCAUUUUUCAUUCUGAAAUAGAGUUUAGAAUAAAUAUGUUUUAAUGGUAUUUUAUUUUUCACUCUACAAUAAAAUGAAAACAAAUUUAAUCUAAGAAUAUAAUAUUUCUAUUUUUAUUUUUUGUUUAUAACUUUAUUUUUUUUUCUGAAAUAGAAUAUUAUUAAAGUAUAAUUCAAUUCUAUUAUAGAAUUACACUAUUUUAUAUGAAAAAUAGAUUAAACUAUUAGAAAUGGUCUAAGAAAAACAACACGUUGAUCUCUGCCGGGUGAAAAAUAUAAAACUAAAUUGUAAUGCAUCGUUAAUUAUUUUAUUAACUAGGAUACUUGCCAAUUAACCCCACUAAUUACCGUUUACGUUAACCAUAAUUAGUGUUAGAUUGUCAAGUACACACUAGGCGCACUGUGGUUCUGACCAUUUGUCAAAAAGAUAGCAUAUCUUGUAAAUUAUAUGAAGUACAUUUCAGAUAAUAAAUAUGUUUUAAUACAUACACACUUAAAUUUAUCAUAAACUGAAUGUAUACAUAAUAAAUACGGAAUCAUUUUUUGAAGUACAUUUUAGAUAAUUCUUAUGUUUUAAUACAUACACACUUAAAUUUAUCAUAAACUCGUAAUAGAUACUGAAUCAUUUUUGGAAUCACAUAGGACAGGCUUAUUAUAUAUUCCGAGAGCAGGGACAUUAUGAUUAGGGAAAGGAAAAUUAGGGAUAGAGGCACAUGUAUAUAAUUUAUAUGCUGACAAAAGAAGUGAAUAGUGUGAAAGGGUUGUGGGUAAAUAUCCUUGGUAUUUGAAUGAAAGACUCCUUUAUAUCAAAUAAGCAGUAGACACUCGACAAGUAGGCAUGCAUGUGGAACUGAACCAAAAAAAUCAAGUGCUAUUUCCCCUCAUUUCUCAGUCCAGCUUUUAAUCAAUCGUUUUUUUAUAACAAUUUUUAAUCAAUUGUUUUUGUUAGGAUUUAUUAAAUCCAUGUUCAACACUAUAUUGUUUGAUUAGUACGAUAUUAUCUAUUUUGUAUUUUAGGCAAGCUCGCAUAGUUUUACUUUUGAUUUUCUUCCCAAAAGAUUUCGUACUAAUUAGAGUUGUGGACAUUUCUUUAUAUAUUAGAUAUUGAUUCGUCUAAAUUCCAAUGUGGGACUUUGUUUGAUAUCUCACAUUUUCUCCUUCAAACUACGGACCACACUCAUUUCGUGUGUUUCUUUUUUUUGAGAAUGCGCCUCCCACAACAUCUUGAUCCUUUGAGAAUGCAUUACAGGUUCCAUAAUCUUGACUUGUUUCUCCCACGUACCUCCUUUUCCGUAUUUAGGUCUUCUUGCAGAUCUUCGUCAACAUGUGCUCUGAUACUAAUGUUGUAACUUAUUAAAUUCAUGUUCAACUCUAUAUAGUUUGAUUAGUAUGAUAUUGUCCACUUUGGACCUUAGACAAGUCCGUAUAGUUUUACUUUUGGUUUUAUUCCCAAAAAAUUUCGUACUAACUAGAAUUAGACAUCUCUUUAUCUAUUAGACAUUUUUUCGUCUAACUUUUGAUGAGAGUCAAAUGGUUAACCAAAGUAAACCAAUGGUUUGGAAUAAGAAGACGUGAUAUUAUAAUUGUUCCUAAGUUAAUGGAAUUGUCUUUCCACUAGUGACGUGUGAUAAUAAUGGGUAGUUACUUUGUCUUCUUCUGUAUUUAUAGACAUCGAUGUAUUGUGAGUAAAGGAUAUGAAAAGAAAAUUGCAGUAAACUUGUGUCUUAAGUCUUUGUGAUCCAUCAUUUGGUAUCAGAGCAAAUUCUCUUAGCUUUGAAGAGGGGCCUUCAUUGGCAUCAAAGCACAUUUUCGUUUUUGAUCCGGACCACUUUGUGGUAUCAGAAACUCCUAUCAUUGUUCUGAUUUGGACCACAGUUUGUGGUAUCAAAACUUCUUUAUCCAGAAAAAAAAAGUCUUGUUAUAUAAGAAAUGGGAAGCACACGAGAGGGCAUUGAAGAAUUCAAGAUCAAUCUCCUCAACAAAAUGCAUGAUGAGAUACGUGAAGAGCUGAAUAAGAUGGCGCAAUACUGGAAGGAUCACGCAUCAACUUGGCGUCAGAAGAUGGAGACGUGGAAGACAAAGAUGAACACUCGUGAUGGAAGAGCCAAUGGUGAUACUGCAUCUCAACCGGCUAAGACGGAGAUGAGGACGUGGAAGACGGAGAUGGAGACGGUAAAGACGGUGAGAAGGGUGAAGAGAUCAUCCCAACUGGCUAAACAUAUUGUGAAGGUCGCAACGGAUACUCAGGUUCAUGAGGAAUCAAGUCGACAUGCGACUUCACCACUCAAAGGAUCUGCAAUGUCAUCACGGAAACAUCAACAAGCUCGACCGGUUCUGGUUAGACGUCAACAUCUCUCUGCUCAGACCAGAAAACAAAGAAGGCAUAGCCGAUUGUCUAAGCCAAAAACUGAAGUUAGGUCUACAAAACCUCCAGAACAUGGUCGUCUACCUCGAUCUCGUUUCUUACAGUGGAGGUUACGACUUUCAUCACAUAUGCUUUGUAGUUGUGUGAAGGUGGUCUGGUCUCUAGCAUACCAAGAUGUUAUCAAUAGAAAACGGCCAUUUGAUCGUGGAAAAGUUAGGAUCAUGGAGAAGCUGUUCUCUAAGAUUGGUAUGAACUUUGGGGACAAAGUUCUUUUAGAGGGUGGAGUAUUGAUGAGAGUCAAAUGGUUAACCAAAGUAAACCAAUGGUUUGGAGUAAGAAGACGUGAUAUUAUAAUUGUUCCUAAGUUAAUGGAAUUGUCUUUCCACUAGUGACGUGUGAUAAUAAUGGGUAGUUACUUUGUCUUCUUCUGUAUUUAUAGACAUCGAUGUAUUGUGAGUAAAGGAUAUGAAAAGAAAAUUGCAGUAAACUUGUGUCUUAAGUCUUUGUGAUCCAUCAACUUUCAAUGUGAAACUUUGUUUGAUAGUUCACAAAUUUUCUUUUCAAAACUUCUCAAUCCAACUUUUGCUCAAUUCCUGUCAAAUUUUUCUUUAAAAAAACAUCUUUCCCAUUUCAGAUUUCAGUACCCGUUUCUAACUCUUUUUGUAUAAAAAACCUUUUUCUUUUUGUAUAUAUCCAUUUUCCGUUGAUUUCCGUGCCAACCCUUGGUUGUAUACAUUGUGCUACAUAGUACACUAACUCAAAAAUGAUUCUUUAGUUUUUUGGAUAUUUCUUAGGACUAGGGACUAGGGUCAAUGAGUUAUUGAGAUGACGUCAUAAGCCGAAAGGAUGAGGUAAAAAGUAAAAAAGACAGCAAACGGCUUUAGUGGGGCCCGCAUAAGCGAAUAUCUGAGGGACGAACGAUUAGUUAUGUAACAGAAACAAGUAUUCUUCCACGUGUUAUAAGUCGUCGACGACAUGUGUCAAGGACGGCGCCACCAACCAGACAAUGGGAGCUGGAUUGCUGGAGAAAAACUUAAGAACAUCUUCCUCUUUUUUUUUUUGAACAAAAGAACAUCUUCCUCUUUAUAAUGUAACCAAUAUACACGGGUUGUCUUGUUUUUUUUUUUUUUUUGGUACAAAAAAAAGUGUUUUCACCUCUUUGCCGGGAACCCAAGCAAUGUAAAUAGUCCCUCCCAGCGCGAAUCGAACCCGGGUGGCGGAAGUUACAGCCGCAACCCCUUUACCACAAGAGCUGACUCGUUCUGGUACGGGUUGUCUUGUUUGAUGGCCAACGUUGGUUACUAUAAAAUUUGAGAAUAUUGUGGUUUCCAGUGGAUCUAAAACUUGGGAUUAUGAAUUAUGUAUUCACUAUUACAUUAUUAAUUUUGAUGUGGUGGUAUAUUGAGUGAGAUUUACGUAGUAAUCCGUAAAUGUACAUGCGUGGAACUUAUUAAAACGUUGAGAAUUGCAUACUUAAGAUGGUUAAUUUCUUUAUCCUCAUAUGUUUUCCCUUACGUGUCUUAUCAAUGGGUUAACGAGGCAUAUUAAAAAAAAAAGACACGUUCCAGUUACCAGAAGGCAUCAAGCAAACAUAUAUCUAAAAUUCAGAAUUUCUCUUUUGAGGUUUUAUACAUAUUUUUUUGGGUCAACAAUACAGUAUGCAGACAACCCAAACCACUCGAUCAAUCAAAAUUUCGGAUAUUUAUGGUUGUAUCUAGAGCAUUUGAUGCCCAAUAAGAAACUCGAAUCGUUAUAUAAUAUACACGUAACUACUAGUAAACAAUAUAUACAAUUAAAAGAAGUUGAGUUGUGCAGUAACUGCCAGUAAAGUGGAGAAGCUUGGUAAAACUUUAAAACAAAAAAUUGCGGUUAGAGAGAGACAGAUAGAGAGAGAGAGAGCCGUCCAAAAACAAGGCGUAGAUGUCUACCCGGCCCACGCGCAAUCAAACCCUUGUUGCAUCUCCAUCUUCUUCUUCUCCCUCUCCAUAUAUCAUCAUUUCGCACCCACAUGACACACACAUCCAUUUAUAUAAAUAAGCAUACUCACAUCAUAAACACCUAUAUAUAUAUAACUCUAAUAUUUCUAGAUGGUUCAUCUACAUGUGAUCUAAUUAAUCAAAAGCCAACUCUUGACUCUUGUUUUGUUAUAUAAACACUCUCAUCCGAUCCACAACAGAGGAUUCAAACUCUCGUCUCCUUCUUCCUUUUGCUAACCCGCUUAGAUCAUCGUCCUUCUGGAAAUCGCGUACAAACACAUUAUUCUUCACAAUCCCUUCGUCCAAUCUAAAAUUAUCCCGUAAGUUUCAUCCCAUUAUUCCCUUGAAGGUUUUUAUUAUAUACUACAAAAUAUAUGUAUAUAUAUGAUAUAUACAUGCAUGAAAUGAUGAAAUAUGAUGAUGCAUAAAAGUUUAUGUUUUGCAUUUUCAUCAUAUAUACAUAUUACAUACAUAUAGUAUGUGAUCGUUUUUUUACGUGGGUAGGCCGUAUGAAUAUUCAAUAUUCAUAUCUUGAAUAGUGUACAAAUGUGUAUGUGUGGAUAUUGACCCACAAAAAGUAGAGUAAACGGAACCUGAAAUGAAAAGAAAAGUAAUUGCCAUUAAAUAAUAUAGAUAGUAUAGGGAUAUAACUCGAUACAAGAGUGUGUAAUACACUCAAAGGAACAUCAAUCUCAGUGACUUCCACCCGCCAAACUUUUCGGUUAUAUCCAUUUUAUAUAAUUAUCUUCCAUAUACAAUAUGAAAAUAUAUGUGUAGUUCUUGUAUAUUUUAGGUCUUAUAAAAAUACCUUAUGUUAUAUUAUACAGUACAUAAUGCAUAAACUGAAUCUUUUCGUUUAUGUACAAGGCGAAACAAAUACUUAAGCCCAAUGAUUUCUUGCAAAAAGAUCACGUUCACUAUCAAACUCUAGUUAUUAAUUUGUUUUCUUGUAAAAUUGUAAGAGCUUCUCCAUUUGUUGGGUGGUACCAUGGAAAAACAUCAUAACCAUCAUCAUAAACUUAUGAUAGCUAUAGCCUGAAGCUUAAAGAUCUAAGAUUUUGGAUACAAUAUCCAUCUUCAUAUGAUGAUAUGAAUAUAUAUCUGUGUGUGUGUGUGAAUAGUUAUAGAUAUUAAUAUAUUAUCUACAUGGUGUCCGUGUGUAACACCCCUAUACAUCAUUACUAACCCAACACAGCUUUUGGAUUUUUUUUCUUAAUAAAAAGCUUUUGGAAUUUAAUUAGACCCAAGAGCCAUUCGAUCCAUUUCUUAUAAUUAAAAGAAGCUUUUUUUUUCGAAACACAAUUAAAAGAAGCUUCUAACAGGAUUUGGUUUUGAUCCCAAGAAAAAAACAAAAGGUUGUGACUUGUCUAAGGUUUUCGCAAUGGCUUAAGUUUUUAUAUAUACAAAUAUAUUUUCCUUCAUAUCAUUCUCUCCUUUCUCAUUUCUUCAUCUCGUUUCUUACUCAUUUCUCUAACAAUUUCCCUAAUUAUAUACGUUUAUAGAUCAUUUGGAUGGACAACAUAAUGCAAUCGUGUAUGCCACCGGGAUUCCGAUUUCAUCCAACAGAGGAAGAGCUCGUUGGUUAUUACCUAGAUGGGAAGAUCAAUUCAAUGAAGACUGCUUUAGAUGUCAUUGUAGACAUUGACCUCUACAAAAUGGAGCCAUGGGAUAUUCAAGCGAGAUGUAAACUAGAGUAUGAAGAGCAAAACGAGUGGUACUUCUUUAGCCACAAGGAUAGGAAGUAUCCGACCGGGACUAGGACCAAUAGAGCAACGGCCGCCGGGUUCUGGAAGGCCACCGGUAGAGACAAGGCGGUACUUUCAAAGAAUAGUGUCAUAGGAAUGCGGAAGACACUUGUCUACUACAAAGGUCGAGCUCCUAAUGGAAGAAAAUCAGAUUGGAUCAUGCACGAAUACCGCCUCCAAAACUCCGAGCUUGCCCCGGUUCAAGAGGAAGGUUGGGUGGUGUGUCGAGCAUUUAGGAAGCCGAUUCCAAACCAGAGGCCAUUAGGGUACGAGCCAUGGCAGAACCAGCUCUACCACGUUGAUGAUAAAAAUUACUACUCAUCUUCAGAGACAACGAACACGAGUCACCAUAUCGGUGCCUCUUCAUCGAGCCAAAACCUUAACCAAAUGGUCAUGAGUAAUAAUCACUACAAUGCCAAUAAUCCAUCCUCAACGAUGCAUCAAUAUGGCAAUAUCGAGCUCCCACAGCUAGACAGUCCUAGCUUGUCGCCAAGUCUAGGGACGAAUAAAGAUCAGAACGAGAGUUUGGAGCAAGAAGAAGAGAAGAGCUUCAACUAUGUGGACUGGAGAAUACUAGAUAGCUUGCUUGAGAUACAAGCCACACAUCCACAAAACCGUAAUGUCCUUGUGUCUUCGUUAGCAACGCAGUCUUAUAAUCCGGAACAGAGCUUCCCUUCCAUGCAUCAAAACUAUAAUUAUGAGAUCGAAGCUAAUAUUCAUCAUUCUUUUGGAUGCUUCCCUGACUCCUAAUUUUUUUUUAAAAACUUCAAUAUUGAUUUGUAUUCUGUGAUUUAAUUGUACCAUCUGGAAAAUAGUAUUAUCAUUACGUGUCUAAUUUGUAAGAGAAGUUUGUGUGUAAUACAUAGAAUUUUAUAGAAUUUUAUUGGCGAAUUUCACAAAGGUGGAAUAUUUUUUAA